This is a messenger RNA of Suillus clintonianus, 1677 nucleotides long. RefSeq lists its product as uncharacterized. Gene Ontology annotation, cellular component: cytoplasm. The coding region runs from base 112 to 1500 and encodes 462 amino acids. The record is from RefSeq and is a predicted model, not a curated record. Gene Ontology annotation, biological process: ubiquitin-dependent protein catabolic process. NCBI's taxonomy places the organism in Eukaryota, Fungi, Basidiomycota, Agaricomycetes, Boletales, Suillaceae. The transcript has 6 exons. Gene Ontology annotation, molecular function: ubiquitin binding; ubiquitin conjugating enzyme binding.
GUAUAUGUCAGUCAGUCGCUGCGUAUGGCUGCGGACUCGCAUUAGACUCUCAUCUACAUAACUUAAGGGCUCGGUUCCAUUGAUUUAGAUUGCUCGAACGUUCUUCCAACGAUGACCCAGACCAACCAACCACAUGGGAGCCAAUAUGAUGGCUUGCCUCGAGAUAUAGCCAACCCAGCCUCAUCAUCACCGCCUUCUGAAUCAGAGGACUCGCACCAGUUUCCUCCUUCACCACCUGGAAUACACGAUCACGAACAAUCUCCCCCUCCUGCCUUUGCAGCAUCUCCAUCCCAGCCCCAAUCACCACAACCUAGUGAUAUGAUUACUCUUUCGCCCCAACCUCCUGCUAUUACCCAGGCAGAGAACACUCCCGCCCUUCCGCAGCGUUCUCCUGAUGAUAAUGUGGACCCACGCCUUACGAUCCUGCGCGCCAUGUUCCCCGAUUUCGAUGAUUCUCUACUAUCAUCUGUACUUCAGAGUGUCAAUGGUGAUCAGGAUCUAGCAAUUGACACACUGUUGGGGAUGAGCGAUCCCGAUUAUGUCUCGCAACCGCUGCCGGCCCCGGUGCAGCAUGAGCCUACCCAGACUGACCUAGACGAGCAACUCGCCCGACGUCUCAUGCUCGAGGAAGAGCAAGCUGCGCAAAAUCAGUGGCGCCCUCCACAGCAGGACCAAGGGAACCAGUCUUAUCAGUCGAGGCGGUCUACUAGUCGAGGCCGAGGUGGAGGUGGAGAUGAAACCGGAAGGUAUGACAACACGGUACAGGUGGUUGCGCCACCGCAACGAGACACUAUGGCGGAGUUCCAAGAUGGUUUUAACAAGAUAGCGGAGACUGGAAAGAAGACAUUCUCUUCAAUUGUUUCAAAGGUCAAAGCCAAGAUGCAGGAAUUCGAUCAGGGUCAGGGCCAGGGUCAGGGACCAUCCAGACGGGAUACACAACCUACUUGGGGACAAACGUCCCAAUCUUCGUGGAACGGUGGACAGCCCACAUCAUCCCAGCCCCAGUAUCAGCCUCCAUACCACGAUCCCAAUCCGCAACGCCAUGAAUCCUACUAUGACCCUAAUCCACCGGCCGAAAGUGGAAUUCGUGGAAGCGGAUGGCAAUCUCCUCCCAUUCCCAGCUCAAAUCUAAGGGCGAACUCCAAUCCUACUCUCGUCCCAAGCUCUACAUACGCUCCCCCAAACUUCGCCACCAAGCCUAUACCUAAUCCUACGUCCUUUGCAGGCAAUAGUUCAACCUAUGCAGGAUCAUCGACGAAUUCCCCGCCGACCACAGGUAUGGGCACGUCCCCCCCGCCUGAACUUAUUCAGCGGUCGGGCGACACACCAAGACCGCCAUCGACAGGUGUAGGCACGCCAAGUGGGAUCGAUGCCACUAAAUUUGGACUUUUGCCUAAACGACCUGUAUCACUUCUUCGGGAACAGGCUCCGCCUACUCACAGAGACGAUAGUGAUGAUGAGUUGGAAUACACGGAAAAUCCGUUUGAGGACAGGAGGUGAUCGGGAUUCGGGUGGUUACUCUGGGGUAACUGCAUAUUGUUUAUGACAGGUUUUACGAAGUGGGAUAAUCUGUGACUGUAACCGUGAUGCAUAGAUGGACUAUAAGUUAUGGCAUGUACUGUACCAGACAACAGCCGCGAUGUUUCACGCAAAGAGAUGUUUCAUAUAAUAAUCGGC